UUUUUUUUCAGUCAUGGCUGUCAUCAACUCAUCAAUGAUGAUUUUGUAGCUAAAUCGCAAAAGAAAACUGAAAAGUCCGGCUUUUAUUUAUAAAACAGAGAUGUACACCGAUAAAUUGAGUUUAAAUGCAUAGGCUAUCACCCAACCCCGUGAUGCACCGGAUGGUUUUUUUCUUUCAAUACUAACAGCAUAGUGAAACUAGCUUACCAUUUCCCAGUCUACUUACAUUCAGUGUUUUGCUUAGUAUUUGACGCUGAAUAAGGAUAAUCAUGGCUAAUUCCGUUAAUAUAUCAAUUGAGGCUCCAAUAGAGAACCAAAUUCAAGAAAUCACCUACGAUGGCCAAGAAAUAUAUCAAGCCCCAUUGUCUAUGUCAGAGAAUCUGGCUAGAUUAGCGCAGAAGAUAGAUUUUUCAAAAACAGAAGAUGACUUUAUCGGACCUGCUAUUAAGAAGGAAGGGGAGGGUAGCAGUGAUAGCAAAUCUGAGGAUGAAACUAAAGAUGCUGGCUAUCAGUCCAGCAUGUGGCCGUGGGACUCCGUGAGGACCAAGCUACGGAGUGCUCUUACUGAAGUUUGUGUCCUAUCUGAUGUACUGAGCAUUGCUAAGGAAAAGCGAUACAUGGUGUUGGAUCCAAUACCAGCAGAACAGAUAGACAACCGGCCUAUGGUGCAGGUGUAUGGGCGCAAGAAGGCCCUGGCGGCCGCAGCAGCGGUCCUCCUUGCGGGUGUGGAGCGACUGAAGGCCAGCGAGACCAUGCGCACGGCCCGCAACAUGCCCGACUUCCACAUUGAUCUACUGAGACUAAGACAGAACUGGAGGCUGAAGAAAGUCUCUAACACCAUUGUUGGUGAUUUGAGCUACCGCACUGCUGGCUCCAAGUUCACUCAAACUGGAGUGUUUGAGGUAACAAAAGCGUCAGAAGACAGCAUAGCUCACCAGAUGAGCCUGAGCGCGGGCGCGGGCGGCGGCGCGGGGGCGGCGCCCUCCGCCCUGCGCGUCACCGUGCCGCCCGAGCUGCAGGGCGUCGCCUUCAUCACGGUGCUGUGCCAGAAAGAGCAAGAAGACGUAGUGACAGCGACCCUCAACUCGAGCGCUCUGAACUGCCCGAGCACGCUACCGGGCGAGGGCGCCGAGCUGCACUGGCAACAGAAGCUGGAGGCCGCUCAGAACGUGCUGUUCUGCAAGGAGCUGUUCGCGAGGCUGGCGGCCGAGGCGGUGCAGCUCGACGCGUCCAUACCGCACAUGGUUGUCGCCAACCAGAUCAUGGCCACUGUAUUACCCGGCAUUCAGUUACUGAUAGGACUGUGUCACAAUAACGGCCAGAACAACCAAAACAACGGCGACGGAGUGAAGUCGGAGGCACAAAGCGGCGCCGGCAUCGGCAAGCCCGAGCACGACCACGUUCUAGAACACUCUCUACACCAGCUGCUGCGAGCCGUCCACCACAGCAACACGCACCACCCCUUCCCGCACCCCGCCACCGGCCCGCUCGGGCCCUCCAAGCGACGCUGCCUCGCUGGCCCGAUGGCCGCCGACCGCUACGAGCUACUGGACAUGAGCAAGGAGCAGUCGCUGCUGGAGCAGAUCAUCCAGCAGGCGCAGCACUUCUUCAUGCGGCGCCGCGCCGAGAUCGUGCUCGACACUAUCGCGAGCAAGGAGGUGAAGGACCCACUGAUCGUGUCUCACUGGAAUGCGCUCAACAGCCCUACACAGUCCUGUGUGAAGAUCAACAUCAUGUCUCAAGGGUACGACGCAGUCUGCCGCACGUCACUCGUAGUGCACGUCGGGGAGAAGACGCUCAAGUGCAUCUGCCGCGACGGCAAGGUUCGCCACAUGAGCUACGAGCUGCAGGAGCUGCGCGACCUCAUCUACUGCCAGAUCUAUCAGCACCAGAUGGUGGCGGUGCAGGCGGUGGCGCGCUGCAUGGGCUGGCAGCUGCUGGCCAGCAGCUCGCACCUCGGCUCCGGCCCGGUGGAGCCGCUCGGGAACGCCUCCUCCUGCCUCCUGGCCUCGCCUAGUGGUGACAGAAUGAUAGCAGUAAGAUGCGAGCCAUCUGUUGGCAUUCAAGUAUUCAUUGCUCAGUCUCCAAGAAAAGACUUCUUUGUCAGUGAAUUAGUGCAAGACAAGAAGUGGGAGCAUCUUGGUGGUUCCUUCAAAGAAAUCAAGCUGGAAAGAAUGGAAGGCAAGAACUUCCUCAACAAGAUGGAACUAUUAAUGGCUUGCCUCAGCAGCCCUACUUAAAUCAAUUUUAAAUAAGUUAAAAUGUAAGUUAUGUUAAUAUUAAUUUUAUAAAAAUUAAACUAAUUUGUAACUUA
Molecule: messenger RNA, 2314 nt
Organism: Plutella xylostella (diamondback moth)
Lineage: Eukaryota; Metazoa; Arthropoda; Insecta; Lepidoptera; Plutellidae
Gene: MED17
Product: mediator complex subunit 17
Biological process (GO): regulation of transcription by RNA polymerase II
Cellular component (GO): core mediator complex; mediator complex
Molecular function (GO): transcription coregulator activity
Source: RefSeq, a predicted model, not a curated record